UAAUAUGGCAACAUAUCAAUUUUCAGUCAAAUCAGCUAUGGGGAUGCUGUCAAUUCGUUUUAGACCCAAUUUCUUGGGUUUAUUGAAAUUUUUGAACAGUAUUAACUGGUUUAUUGUGUUCUUUAGUAUAUUAAAUUUGUCUGAAUGUAUUUACGAGGACCAGAUCGGAAAAUUUGAUUGGCGUCAAAGCUACGUUGGAAAGAUAAAAUUCUCCCAAUUUGACACAGUUUCCACAGCUAAAAAAAUAAUUGUAGCCACUGAGGAGAAUGUUCUUGCGGCAUUAAAUUUGAAGACAGGGCAGAUAGUAUGGCGCCAUGUCUUCGAAUCAACAUCCUCAGGCAAGAUCCAACUGCUGCAUGUUGCAGACAAUGUGGUGACCGUAACCGGUUCAAACCCGUACCUUGUGAGGGGAUGGGAUUCUGGCACAGGCGUCCUCCUCUGGGAAUGGUCUUUGACCCUCCAGAAUGACAAACAAGCUGGUCUAUCUGAAUGGUUUGUACACCAAGGGCUGCUGGUGCAUAUGUUGCCAGCAUUCGGGGCACACAUCGAGGUGUCCAUGUAUAACCUCUUGACCGGGCAGAACAGAGGAGCUACUUCCAAGUUGCCAGCUCCGUGGACUAACGAUGGAUGCAUCCUCUGCGCACCAUACUACACCUGCAUCAGUGGAGCCGAAGGCAGUAAAAACCUAAUAUCAGUUGACAUAACCUCAAAUGCCGUUCAAAUCAUAAGCAAACCGGUCUCCCACUUCACCACUCAAACAAGUCCACUAAUGCGACCGUUAUCGCUAAACACUAUAAUUCCAGGAGUUAUUCUGGAUGGGAAAGUGGUGGUUUUGUUAAAGGACAAUAAUUUUGAAGUGUCGAAAGUGCAGUUGAUGGACAGAUCGGCUUCGGCUUUGGUUACGGAUACGCCAACGGGACCUAUACUAUUUCAGACUUGGACGGACGAAGCUAUGCAAUUCCACCUGGUCGCUCACAGCGUGGCGUCGGGCAAGCAAAUAGAGGAGGUGAGGGCUUCGGAGCAGAGCGUAGACAUGUGGGCGCCGCAGCUGGCGGGCGCGCGCUGCGGGCCCGGCGCUCCGCCCGCGUGCCGCGCGCUCGUCACCACGCGCGACCUCGCCGCGCGCCUGAUGCAGCACGACGGUCGCGUGUUAUGGAGUCGCGAGGAAGCAUUAGCGUCAGUGGUGGCCGUGGAGUUCGUUGACCUCCCCGUGUCGGAUCUAGACGCGGCCAUAGAGUCUGAAUUCGAUCAGAAGGAGGGUUCCAUCUGGGCUGCGUUCUCGCGCCGUCUACAAACUCAAUUCCAACAACUGCAGACAUUGCUGACCUCUUUCGACGGGAAAUCACAAGCUAGCAACGACGGCCCGACUCCGCUCGUCAGGGAUUACUUCAAUUUGCACAAGAUUCUAGUUUUGGUCACAAAAGUUGGCAAGAUAUUCGGCAUGGACAACCUGUCGGGCGAGAUCCUGUGGGCGCGCUACGAGCCGGCGCUGCGCACGGACGCGCUGGCGCUGCUGCCGCGCCGCUCCGCGCGCCACGCGCCGCUCGACGCCUGCCUCACGCUCGUGGGGCAGCAUGCGACAACAGGCAAAGGUCUCAUCAUCAGUCUGAACCCGAUCCGAGGCACCCUGGUCGGCGAGAGGGUGCUGAAGUUGGACACUCAGCUGCUGCAAGUGGCUCUAUUGCCCAACGCCGACGAAGAGAAGCUACAUGCUCUCGUGUUGUUGGAUAAGGACGAGAAUGUGCAGAUACUACCCGGCUCAGCGGCGCCACUGGUGGAGAAUAUGUAUAUGUACGUGGCAGACAAGAACACAGCACGAGUGCAGGGUUACGCACUGAGAUACGACGGGACGGCGGUAGUAGCGACGCGCACGUGGUCGCUGCACCUGGGCGGCGGAGCGGGCGCGCACCGCGUGGUGGCCGCGCUGGCCAAGCCGCGCGCCGAGCGCGUGCACUCGCCCGGCCGCGUGCUGGGCGACCGCAGCGUGCUCUACAAGUACGUCAACCCCAACCUGGUGCUGUUCAUCACCGAGGGGCCGGACGCUUUGCACAAAGACGUGGUGGUGGCGACGUGCGUGGACGCGGUGUCGGGCGCGGUGCUGUGUGCGCAGGCGCAGCGCCGCGCGCGCGCCUCGCCGCUGGCCGUGCACAGCGACAACUUCAUGGCCUACCUCUACUACAGCGACAAGCACCGCCGCGCAGAGAUCGCGACAAUGGAGCUGUACGAAGGAAAGCAACGCUGGCUACCAGCGGGUGCGGCGUUCAGCUCGCUGUCCUCAGAGCUGACUCCCAGCGUGGAGCGCCAGGCCUUCAUACUGCCAGGCCUGGCCGUGGCCGCGGCGACCACUACCACAGAGAGGUCUAUCACGGACAAACACGUGCUGUUGGCGAUGUCGACCGGCGCCAUAGUGGAAAUGCCAUGGGCGUUUCUGAGACCGCAACGACCAAUCACACCUACACCCGAACACCACGAAGAGGGAUUGAUACCGUAUGCGCCGGAGUUGCCGCUGCCGGCCGACGCCAUCAUUAACUAUAAUAUCACUCUGCACAGAAUUAAUGCGAUAUAUACGGCGCCUUCCGGGUUGGAGUCUACAAGUUUGGUGCUCGCUACCGGGUUGGACCUAUUCUACACGCGAGUCGCACCAUCGAAAACGUUCGACCUGCUAAAGGAUGAUUUCGACUAUUACCUCAUCACCAUUGUCUUAGCUGGGCUCAUAGUGGCUUCGUACAGCACCAAAUACUUUGCAUCCAGGAAGAUGCUCAGGCAGGCCUGGAAGUGAUCGCUGCCUGCGUUGGCCAGGGUGGUGGUGUUGAUAGCGUGGUGAUUUUUUAAGGAAUAAAAAAAUAAUAAACAGUGGGAUAAUUUAAAUACCUAAUAAAGUUUUUGAUGUCGGAGGCUAGAUAAAUGGAAAUAAUAUGGUGUCGGUUUUUCGACUUUCGCUGUGUUUAUUUGGUAAAGUUAAAAAUAAGCCUAACGUUUUGCCUUUUCAAUUUCAAUGUUCUGUUAACAAGCUUUUAUUAAAAUAAAAAUGUUUUGUUUAAAGAGUUUUGGAAUUAUGUAAAAGAUGAGUUUAUUUUAUAAUGCGAAUACAAAAAAAAAUUCAACAUUCUUAAUCUAUUGUUGUCUCUGUCACUAGUUAUAUCUUUAGACGGAGAUGAAAAAAGACGUGUUAACUAAAAUAGUGUGUAAAUUAAUUCCACUGCCGUCAACUCGCAGUCGAAACGCCUCUAGUUAUUUAGGCUUUAGAGGAAUUGUGAUCGUGCGUAGUCAAGGUGAAUGUGUACUUGGCCCCGUCUCGUUGGUUCAGAUAAGUACUACUUAUGUAAAAGUUGACACAAAAAUUUUACUGAUCGCAGUAUGUACUGUGAAAGAUAUUGCUAAAUAAUCGUUAUGGGGUGAUAAGUAAUAUGAUCAACAGAAACAAAUAAUGUAUCUAUGUUUGUACUCGUAUCACGCGAACACUAUUGCUCAGAUUUCAAUGAGGUUUCCUCAGAUGUGUUUGGCUUGUUCUGACUUAAAAACUUGGAUUACAAAAAUCUGUACAAGGAGGCAAUACAAGGGGUCAGCCUUUUUUUAAGAAUACCAGUGUUUUAAUACAUAAUACUAGUAAUCUUAAUAACUAUUAGUCACACAGAUUUCUUUUACUACAACAGCAACAAUAAAAUAAUUCGAAUGCGACGCAGUACGGCCAAAUCUGCGUUCACCUUUUGUUAUAAGCGUAACUGCAUUAUGUAAAACAGGCGGGUAAAAUCCGUUUAAUAAAUAAGAAUAUGGAUUUAGUCAUGGCGCAGUUUAUAAAAAAAUAUUUUAUGAAUAAGUGUGUGAAGAGGAAAUGGGAAAGAUUGUCAUGUAUGCAACUUUAAUGACGUGAUGACGUGAUGAUGACGUGACGGCCUCUGUGGCUCAGCGGUAGUACGCUUGUCUGCGACACCGGAGGUCCCGGGUUCGAAUCCCGGUCAGGGCAUGAUGAGAAAAGAACUUUUUCUAAUUGGCCUGGGUCUUGGAUGUUUAUCUAUAUAAGUAUUUAUUAUAAAAUAUAGUAUCGUUGAGUUAGUAUCUCGUAACACAAGUUUCGAACUUACUUCGAGGCUAACUCAAUCAGUGUAAUUUGUCCCAUAUAUAUUUAUUUAUUUAUUUAUUUAUUUAUUUAAUGUAAUAGAUUACAUAGCAGAAGUAAUAUCCCUUGUUGCACAUACAAAUUAAAUAUACUAUAAUUUACUGGAGAAUUAAGACCAUUUUGACAGCCGAACAGAACGACACGUCAGAAAUAAGAGCGCUUUCGCUCGUUUAGAUUUAAAAAUGACAUUGUGCGUAUUUAACAGUCAAAAUAUCUGUUUAAUUUCAAUUUCUUUUUUAUUCAAAUACAAAAUGUACAAAGAAUGCAUUUGCUUUAAACAAUCUGACAGUAAUUUAAUUAAUUUGAUUCAAGCAGUUUAAAAUAUAUUGUGAUCAUAAGCUAUGGUCACAGUAUAUUUAUUUAAACUAAUUUGAAUUUUAACGCAUAUUUUGUUGUUAUGCAUUUGGAAUAAUAAUCGUACAUUAUGAAUCUGCCGCCGUAAAAUGAACACAUUAAUGCAUAAGUUAUAACAGACUUAUCUCCUAAACUCCCAGUAUACCUAACAAGUAGGUAUCGGAUUGUACAAGGAACUUUUGCACGAUACACCCAAUGUAAUUAAUAUCUUGCAAUUUUAGGUUGUUUAUAGUUAACAUAAAAAUUAGCUAGUUCAAUUUAUAUUAUUUAUUAAGAAUGUUUGUAAAUUAUUUCAAUUAUAUAUUUACGGAACCAUUCCAAAAAGUGUCGCUAUAUUAUGACAUACAUUAAGUCACGUAAAUUAAUGGCCUGGAUUAUUUACGAGGGUAAAAUUUAUAUUUUGAAUUUCAAAAAUCUGUACUAAAAUAUAGAUUCAUAUCACUUCAGGCAUCUUUCGUCUUAAAUUAAAUAAUUAAAGUAAAAUUUAAAAUACAAAUUAGUUAUUAAAGUAUUCACUUUGAUGUACGGCUUCACCAAAAGGGAUGUUCAUCGUUAUCUAAGAAUUUACCGUUAAUUAGUAAACAAGUUAUUGCAUUUUUACCUAAUAACGUUUUGAAGUGUUCUUUUUAUUUCUAUUGCGAAAAACUAGAAGAGACAUUUCAAUCUUACUUUCACUUUGGAAGUAAAGAAUAAUUUUAGUAGGUAUUUCACUAGAAAUACAGUUUGGUCAUCUGACUUGAUAUAAAAUAAAUGACGAUUGUUUUGUUUUAAUAUUAAGGUUUCAAAGUGGAUGGUUUACUGUCUAAGGAAUGUUUAAUAAUUUUAAGUAAACUUAUUAUUUAAUGUAAAAUGAAUAUUUUUUUUUGUAAGCUGUCAUGAAACUUUUUUUGUUUUUAUUAUGUAUAAAAUAUGGGAAAGAACAAAUUAUAUAGUUGCACUUGUAUCUUGUGAGAAAUAGAACCUCAUAUGUAUAUUGAAUGAAAAUAUUUACCUAUUUUUUGGUUAAAUUUCUUAUCUUCCUAGAAUAAUUUGUUAGAACAAUAGCUUCUUAUGUUGUUACAUUUUAAUGCACUAAAGACGUUAAUAACUUUUCAUAAUUAAAGUGUAGAUGAGGGCCACAAAGAAAAUAUUAGCUCAUAAUUAUCUUCAAUACUAAGGCGGUAAACUUUUUGAACUGAGCAAAGCAAAUAUGAUACCUACUUUUUGCACCCACUGUACAGUAUCGAGACUAACAUACUCUAGAUUUAGAUACCUCGCUUAGUUAAUAGAUAGAGGGAGAGUGACGUGUAUUCAAUAUUCAAUACUAACUGUAAGAGGUAUCGCCGUUUGGGGUGCGUUAAUCAAAUAUAUAUUAAGCAAUGUAAUUAUUUUAAGGUUUAUAUUAUAGUAACUUGGGGUGGCCAAAAUGUAGCAGGUCUAAUAUUUAGUUCCUAAAUUGUAUCGUUGCGAAUCGGAGGUCACCCAGAAUAGUUUUUAGCGGCAUGAGUAAAUAUUCGCGUAUUUUUUUUGAAUUCGUUAUAAUAUAUUAUUUACUCAUGUUGGAAAUCCCCCAACUCAUAAAGUUACCAAAAUCAUUGAAGAAUUUAAAUAAGUAAUGGUCUAAAAUUAUUUUAUGGUUUCAUAUGGUGGAAUGUAUUUAGAGUCGCAUCUGGUUUGGGCUUAUUAGAUUUACAAUCACGGCAUUAUUAUUUUUAUGUAUCCCUUAAACGGUCGAGUGCAAAAUUUUAGUUUGAUAAAAGUAUUAAGUCAUUCAUAGUAAAUGCACGCAUUUUUUUUGUUUUUCAUUUGACUGGCCAUAUUUGUUCGUGAGUGUACGAUGCACUUGUAUCGAUAAUAUGCGUUGUCUCUGCCUACCCUCGUGGGGAACAGUCGCGAUUUUAUAGUAUUAAAAUGACUUUUCAAACAUGUGAACUGUUGCAAUAGUUAACUGUAAAGAAUGGGUACUUGUUUCCGUGAAAACUGUGUUUUGUAAAAUAAAAGAUAAAAUACUGCCA
Amyelois transitella is the source of this 6465-nucleotide messenger RNA. RefSeq names its product ER membrane protein complex subunit 1 (gene EMC1). NCBI's taxonomy places the organism in Eukaryota, Metazoa, Arthropoda, Insecta, Lepidoptera, Pyralidae. The record is from RefSeq and is a predicted model, not a curated record. The coding region runs from base 5 to 2779 and encodes 924 amino acids. Gene Ontology annotation, cellular component: EMC complex. The transcript is spliced from 16 exons. Gene Ontology annotation, biological process: protein folding in endoplasmic reticulum. Gene Ontology annotation, molecular function: protein binding.